AUGUUGGCAGUUUAUGGGGCCGGAUUGCUAGUCGCUUCUCCCAUAUUUGGGUACAUCGCAGAUCAUACGAAGUAUCGUAGGUCACCGUUCUUAUGGGGGUUAAUACUACUCGCAGCCUCUACGGCCAUGUUCCUUGUAGGGAACAGUAUCCCGGUUUUGGUCGUAGCUCGAUUAAUUCAGGGGAUGUCGGGAGGAUGCAUUUGGGUGGUUGGUCUCGCACUAGUAAUUGAUACGGUUCCAGCGAAUGAGCAGGCCCAGUCUAUGGGCUUUGUAUCCAUUGGUUUGACUGCGGGAUCUAGCUUGGGACCUCUUUUGGGUGGUGUCAUUUAUGACAAGGCCGGAUAUACUGCCGUCUUUAUUUUGGCAUUCGCUGUGAUAGGGUUCGAUAUCAUCAUGCGACUACUAGUUAUCGAGAAAGCCGCUGCAAAACAGUGGAUGCCCGAACCUUCAGCACCAGAUGCAGACGGCGCCAACCUCGAAGACCAGAAACCUGAAGAUAAGAAAGCUAAUCCACAAGAAAACAUCCGCGAGGCAAUGCUCAAAAAUCGAGAUGCCGCCACUGUGCUUCGCAAGGAGUCUCGAGUUCCUGCUAUCAUUCUCCUACUUAAAUCGCCCCGUACCCUUAACUCACUUUUCAUCACCGUUAUGCUUGGCUCCAUCUUCACAGCUUUCGACGCAGUCCUCCCCCUUCGUGUCAAGUACGUCUUUCACUUUAACUCUACGGCUGCUGGUUUGAUUUUUCUUGCAAUCAUUAUCCCAACGCUGGUUGCCCCAUUAUGCGGUAAAAUAUCAGACAAGUACGGUCCAAGAUGGCUCGUCGUCACUGCGUUCUUCGUCUGUCUUCCACUGUUCAUUCUUCUCCGUCUUCCACAAAGGCCGGUAGCUGGACAUAUAGCCUUACUCUGCGCCCUCCUCUUUUGUAUCGGGUUUGUGAUUUCAGCAUCUAUGCCCGGUGCUAUGAGCGAAAUUAGUAUCAGUGUUGUCGAGUUCGAAAAGGAGUCGCCUGGUAUCUUUGGGGAGAAAGGAGCAUUUGCACAAGCCUAUGCAUUGUUCAACAUUGCCUGGUCACUUGGGUCCGUCGUAGGACCUUUGUUGGGUGGAUUCUUGAAUAAAGCUAUCGGGUGGAAUAGCAUGGUGUUACUGUUUGGAUUUUUAUGUCUCUUGACGUCGUUUGUGACCAUCUGGUAUACAGGCGGAAAGAUUACGAAGGACGAUUUGCCUUGGAGCUAUGUAAAGCCUUCGGAUAGGGUUAAACCAGGUGACGUUGCCUUGGACGCCCUUCCCGGCUCUAGCUCUGGCUCCAGCGAUGAGAAGACCUCUACCUCGAAGGCGAGUGGCAAUGUUGAGUCUACUCGGUUGGAGUCAGCCGUAGAGCCUGGUUCACCGGAGCCCGUGGAAAUUGAUUCCAUUCGGGCUGUCGAUGCGAAGACAACUUAA
Molecule: messenger RNA, 1437 nt
Organism: Orbilia oligospora ATCC 24927
Lineage: Eukaryota; Fungi; Ascomycota; Orbiliomycetes; Orbiliales; Orbiliaceae
Exons: 7
Coding region: 1-1437 (478 amino acids)
Biological process (GO): transmembrane transport
Molecular function (GO): transmembrane transporter activity
Source: RefSeq, a predicted model, not a curated record